Messenger RNA from Syzygium oleosum, 3646 nucleotides. Its product is annotated as LRR receptor-like serine/threonine-protein kinase RGI1. Bases 25 to 3444 code for a protein of 1139 amino acids. The transcript is spliced from 2 exons. The record is from RefSeq and is a predicted model, not a curated record. Gene Ontology annotation, molecular function: ATP binding; protein kinase activity; protein binding. Lineage: Eukaryota; Viridiplantae; Streptophyta; Magnoliopsida; Myrtales; Myrtaceae. Gene Ontology annotation, biological process: protein phosphorylation.
CCAAAUGGUGCAAACCCAAGAAGAAUGGUGAAGAAAUUGAGGCAAAUGUCUAUGCCUAUGCCCACUCCAAGAAAAUCUCUCUUUUUCUGCAUCUUCUUCUUCUUUGGCCCUCUUCUCUGCUCAUUUCCCACCAUCUAUGCAACCCAAGAAGCUUCCCUCCUCUUCACAUGGCUCAACUCGUCUCCCCAACCACCUCCUCCAAUCCUCUCCUCCUGGAACAGCCACGACACUUCCCCAUGCAAGUGGGCCUCCAUCACAUGCUCUCCUCAGGGCUUUGUCACAGAGAUUAACAUCCAGUCUGUCACUCUUCAGCUCCCUAUGCCCACCAAUCUCUCCUCCCUCAAGUCCUUGAAGAAUCUUGUCAUUUCUCAGGCGAAUCUCACCGGGACGAUCCCUGAUGACAUAGGCGACUGCAUUGCUCUCUCAGUCAUUGACCUGAGCUCCAACUCUCUUGUUGGAGCCAUUCCUGAAACGAUUGGCAAUCUCAGGGACUUGGAGGAGCUGACUCUGAAUUCUAAUAGGCUCACUGGGAAAAUCCCAGUUGGGCUAAGCAAUUGCAGAGUGUUGAAGAGUCUCUUGCUUUUUGACAACAGGCUUGGUGGUUCUAUUCCUCCUGAGUUGGGGAAGCUGUCAAGCCUUGAAGUCUUCAGGGCUGGAGGGAACAGGGACAUUGUUGGGAAGAUUCCUGAGGAGCUUGGAGAUUGCACAAAUUUGACAGUCCUGGGCUUGGCCGACACACAGGUGGCAGGCUCUUUGCCUCCUUCAUUGGGUAAGCUCAAAAAGCUCCAAACUUUGUCCAUAUACACCACAAUGAUCUCUGGCGAGAUCCCUCCUGAUAUAGGGAAUUGUCCUGAGCUUGUGGACUUGUUCCUCUAUGAGAACAGCUUGUCUGGUUCUAUUCCACCUGAGCUUGGCAAGCUUCGGAAGCUUGAACAAUUGCUAUUGUGGCAGAAUAAUCUUGAGGGCAUUAUUCCUGAGGAGAUUGGUAAUUGUAGCAGUCUCAGGAUGAUUGAUCUUUCCUUAAAUUUUCUAUCUGGGACAAUGCCAAUGUCUCUAGGAGGGUUGUUAGGGCUUGAAGCUUUUAUGAUUAGCAAUAACAAUGUGUCCGGUUCGAUACCUGCUAAUCUUUCCAAUGCCACGAGCCUCCAGCAAUUGCAGCUCGACACAAAUCAGAUCUCGGGGCUAAUUCCGCCUGAGCUCGGGAAGCUUUCGAGGCUCAAUGUGUUCUUCGCCUGGCAGAACCAGCUCGAAGGAAGCAUUCCUCCGACGUUGGCUUCUUGUAGUAAUCUCCAAGCUCUAGAUUUGUCGCACAAUACCCUGACCGGUAGAAUUCCUCCAGGGCUGUUUCAGCUCAAGAAUCUCACCAAGCUGCUCUUGAUUUCUAAUGAUAUUUCUGGGACGAUACCUCCGGAAAUCGGCAAUUGCAGUUCUCUGGUGCGUCUUCGGCUUGGGAACAACCGCAUCGCUGGUGGAAUUCCUAGAGAAGUAGGAAACCUUAAGAAUCUGAAUUUUCUCGAAUUUUCUGGGAAUCGUCUUUCCGGGAAGGUGCCCAAUGAGCUCGGGGAAUGCACGGAGCUGCAAAUGAUAGACCUGAACAACAACACCCUAGAAGGUCCCCUUGCUGAGUCACUAUCAUCCCUCUCGGGCCUCCAAGUCUUGGAUGUUUCUUUCAACAGGAUCACAGGUCCAAUACCUACGAGCUUGGGACGCCUCAUUUCACUGAACAAGCUUAUACUCAAACAGAAUUCGUUCUCAGGCUCUAUUCCUUCUGCACUUGGUCUGUGUUCAAGUUUGCAGUUGCUCGAUCUUAGCAGCAAUGAGCUGACAGGAAGCAUACCGCUGGAACUGGGCAGAAUCGAGGCGCUUGAGAUCGCUCUUAACCUCAGCUGGAACGGCCUCACUGGGCCAAUUCCAGUACAGAUGUCUUCUCUGAGUAAGCUGUCGAUCUUGGACCUUUCGCAUAACAAGCUUCAGGGAAGUCUCGGUCCACUGGCUUCCCUUGAUAAUCUUGUGUCCCUCAACAUCUCCUAUAACAACUUGUCUGGCUAUCUUCCUGAUACCAAGCUUUUCCGACAACUCUCGUCCAAUGAUCUCGCCGGAAAUGAAGGCCUUUGUUCCUUGAGCCAUGGCUCUUGCUUCUUGAAUGCUAGUGAUGGCAAAGAAAUGAUGGGUAAAGAUGAAGACAUCAGCCAUUCGCGGAAGCUGAGACUAGCAAUUGCCCUGUUGAUUACAUUGACAGUGGCAAUGGUAGUGAUGGGUAUAUUUGCAGUUAUCUGGGCCCGAAGAACGAACAAGGACGAUGAUGAAUCGGAGUUAGGAGAUUCUUGGCCGUGGCAAUUCACCCCUUUCCAAAAGCUGAAUUUCUCGGUGGAUCAGGUGCUUAAGUGCCUAGUGGAUACCAACGUGAUUGGAAAAGGGUGUUCUGGGGUUGUCUAUCGAGCCGACAUGGAUAACGGGGAAGUGAUUGCCGUGAAGAAGCUGUGGCCCACGACAAAAGCCCCCACCAGUUCAUUUGAUGAAGAGAAAAGUGCGGUCCGUGAUUCGUUCUCAGCAGAGGUGAGAACGCUUGGUUCCAUCCGUCACAAGAACAUUGUGAGAUUCUUGGGUUGUUGCUGGAACAGAAACACUAGAUUGCUCAUGUAUGACUAUAUGCCGAAUGGGAGCUUGGGUAGCCUCCUGCAUGAGAGGAACAGAAAUUCAUUGGAUUGGGAACUCCGGUACCAAAUACUGAUCGGGGCAGCACAAGGGCUGGCUUAUUUACACCACGACUGCGUACCUCCGAUCGUUCACCGUGACAUCAAAGCAAAUAAUAUCCUCAUAGGCCUUGAAUUUGAGCCGUACAUUGCCGAUUUUGGCCUGGCCAAGCUUGUUGACAAUGGUGACUUUGCUCGGUCCUCGAACACGGUUGCUGGCUCUUAUGGAUACAUUGCUCCAGAGUAUGGCUACAUGAUGAAGAUAACAGAGAAGAGUGACGUAUACAGCUAUGGCGUAGUGGUAUUGGAAGUCUUGACAGGGAAGCAACCUAUCGAUCCGACCAUACCAGAUGGCCUUCACAUCGUGGAUUGGGUCAGACAAAAGAGGGGGGGCAUUGAAUUGCUCGAUCCGAACUUGCUGUCUCGGCCUGAAUCUGAAGUGGAAGACAUGAGGCAAGUGUUAGGCAUUGCGAUGCUGUGCGUAAGUCCGUCCCCUGAUGAGAGGCCGACCAUGAAGGACGUUGCUGCAAUGCUCAAGGAGAUCAAACACGAAAGAGAGGAGUUUGCCAAGGUUGACGUUCUCCUUAAGGGUUCUCAGGAGUCUGAAAAUCAAGGAAACAGAAAGAACAAUUGUGUCCCAGCGACCUCGUCCUCUAAGCUGACGAGCUUGUACCUGAAGAGCAAUAACACAAGCUUCUCGGUUUCGUCACUGCGCUACUCGUCCUUGCAAUCCAAUGCCGGGUUCAAGUAAUGUGAUGGUUGAGGCAAGAGAGGUUGGGUCAUCUUUCAUCAGUUGCUCUAGAAUUUUCUACAUGUUUGUUUGUUUGUCUUAUGUAAAGAAAAGGAGUGUCAUUUGUUGGAAGAAGAUGCAUAAGAAUUGAAGUGCCAAGAGUCGAUCGAGUUGGCAUUUUGGUGUUUCAUCACAUGCAGAGUAACCAAUUCACUUGAUUUGG